UAUUAUUUAGAUGGCACUCUGUCGGGAGGGAUUGGAUGGUGCCUCCCUGCACAAAUGCCUUGUUUAUUGGAACUUCCUUGGAUUGUUGACAUUUGGUCCGAACGGUCAGAUAGAAAGACCUUUUGUUUGGAAGGAAGAACAAACAAUGCCGAAGCUGUUCUUCUCUUGAAUGUCUUCUUAUGGACGGAGCCAGAGACUGACCGCUACCCAAUGUCCAGUUGCUUCUCUUUGACCUCUGCAGCAGAAGAUCGGACCCAAACCUUUUCUGAUGGUGUCCUAUAAGCAUUGAGCAGGCCAGCAUGCUCUUCCUCCUCCUCUUCCUGGCUUUCUGGGGUCUUCAUCUUCUUCCCAAAGCGGCUGCCAUCUAUCAAAGGCCCACCGGGACCCCCGGCCCCCCUGCCCCGCUGCGCUUCCUCCGUCCGCCGUCCGUCCCGUGGGUGAGGGUCCGGCGGGGGUCCGUGGCCUUGCUGCCCUGCUUCCUUGUGGCCGAACUGCCCCCGGGAGGACGGGUGCGCUGGAGCCGGGUGGAGGCCGCAGCCUUCCUGGAGGUGGUCAUCGUGGUCUGGGACGGGGUCCGGCACAAGAGCUACGGGCCGCUGGGCAGCCGGGCCAGGCUCAAGGGGAGGGGCCCGCUGGACGCCUCGCUGGCCCUUGACCCCGUGGCCUUGGAGGACGAGGGCAGGUUCCGGUGCCAAGUGGUCAGCGGCCUUGAGGACGAGAGCAUUGCCCUGGACCUCCAGCUGGAAGGUGUGGUCUUUCCCUACCAAUCCAUUGAAGGCCGCUACAAGUUCAACUAUUUUGACGCCAAGAAGGUCUGCCAGGAGCAGGACGCCCGCCUGGCCACUUACGGGCAGCUCCAUAAAGCCUGGAGCGAGGGGCUGGACUGGUGCAACGCGGGGUGGGUCCUGGAGGGGGGCGUCCACUACCCCAUCGUCCGGCCCCGGGAGCCCUGUGGGGGCCGCUCCCUCCCCCCGGGGGUCCGCACCUACGCCCACAGGGACGCCCGGCUCCACCGCUUUGACGCCUUCUGCUUCACCUCCGCCAUCACAGGCCGCGUCUCCUUCAUCCGGGGCCACUUCACCUUCCGGGAGGCGUCCCAGGCCUGCGGUGCGGAGGGAGGGGGGGCCUCCCUGGCCAAGGUGGGGCAGCUCCUGGGGGCCGGACACUUCCCCCCUUCCUCCUCCUCCCCCCGGCUGGACCCCUGCAAAGCGGGGUGGCUCCAGGACGGCAGCGUCCGCUUCCCCCGGGUCAUCACCACGGAGACCCCACGGCCCCCCCACUGCGGGGGCGUCCACGACCCUGCCCUGCGCGGCCUCGGCUUCCCCAGCAAACUGCGCAGGAAGUACGGCGCCUACUGCUACCACCCCAAGUAGGCAUUCCCUUACCUACCUGCAGACACCCUGCCUCUCUCCAUGCUCACAGGAGAACAUGUAUCUGUGUGUGUAUGUCUCUACCUGCAGACACCUUGCCUCUCUCCAUGCUCACAGGAGAACAUUUAUCUGUGUGUGUAUGUCUCUACCUGCAGACACCCUGCCUCUCUCCAUGCUCACAGGAGAACAUGUAUCUGUGUGUGUAUGUCUCUACCUGCAGACACCUUGCCUCUCUCCAUGCUCACAGGAGAAUGAAGUAGCAACUGCUUAACAGGCGGGAAGCACACAACACUGAAAGAACUGCAUUCUGUAUUUUUCUCUCUACCUGCAGACACCUUGCCUCUCUCCAUGCUCACAGGAGAACAUGUAUCUGUGUGUGUAUGUCUCUACCUGCAGACACCUUGCCUCUCUCCAUGCUCACAGGAAAAUAAAGUAGCAACCGCUUAGCAGGCGGGAAGCACACAGCUGUACGGCCAAUGAUCUUCAGCAUUGAAAGAACUGCAUUCUGUAUCUCUCUACCUGCAGACACCUUGCCUCUCUCCAUGCUCACAGGAGAAUGAAGUAGUAACUGCUUAGCAGGCGAGAAGCACACAGUAGUACGGCCAAUGAUCUUCAGCAUUCUGUAUCUGUCAACCUGCAGACACCUUGCCUCUCUCCAUGCUCACAGGAGAACAUGUAUCUGUGUGUCUAUGUCUCUACCUGCAGACACCUUGCCUCUCUCCUUGCUCACAGGAGAACAUGUAUCUGUGUGUGUAUGUCUCUACCUGCAGACACCUUGCCUCUCUCCAUGCUCACAGGAGAACAUGUAUCUGUGUGUGUAUGUCUCUACCUGCAGACACCUUGCCUCUCUCCUUGCUCACAGGAGAACAUGUAUCUGUGUGUGUAUGUCUCUACCUGCAGACACCUUGCCUCUCUCCUUGCUCACAGGAGAACAUGUAUCUGUGUGUCUAUGUCUCUACCUGCAGACACCUUGCCUCUCUCCAUGCUCACAGGAGAACAUGUAUCUGUGUGUCUAUGUCUCUACCUGCAGACACCCUGCCUCUCUCCAUGCUCACAGGAGAACAUGUAUCUGUGUGUGUAUGUCUCUACCUGCAGACACCUUGCCUCUCUCCAUGCUCACAGGAGAACAUUUAUCUGUGUGUGUAUGUCUCUACCUGCAGACACCCUGCCUCUCUCCAUGCUCACAGGAGAACAUGUAUCUGUGUGUGUAUGUCUCUACCUGCAGACACCUUGCCUCUCUCCAUGCUCACAGGAGAACAUUUAUCUGUGUGUGUAUGUCUCUACCUGCAGACACCCUGCCUCUCUCCAUGCUCACAGGAGAACAUGUAUCUGUGUGUGUAUGUCUCUACCUGCAGACACCUUGCCUCUCUCCAUGCUCACAGGAGAAUGAAGUAGCAACUGCUUAACAGGCGGGAAGCACACAACACUGAAAGAACUGCAUUCUGUAUUUUUCUCUCUACCUGCAGACACCUUGCCUCUCUCCAUGCUCACAGGAGAACAUGUAUCUGUGUGUGUAUGUCUCUACCUGCAGACACCUUGCCUCUCUCCAUGCUCACAGGAAAAUAAAGUAGCAACCGCUUAGCAGGCGGGAAGCA
Messenger RNA from Anolis carolinensis (green anole), 2965 nucleotides. RefSeq names its product hyaluronan and proteoglycan link protein 2 (gene hapln2). Lineage: Eukaryota; Metazoa; Chordata; Lepidosauria; Squamata; Anolidae. The transcript is spliced from 6 exons. Gene Ontology annotation, biological process: glial cell differentiation; positive regulation of neuroblast proliferation; skeletal system development. Gene Ontology annotation, molecular function: hyaluronic acid binding. The record is from RefSeq and is a predicted model, not a curated record. Gene Ontology annotation, cellular component: synapse; perineuronal net. Bases 300 to 1373 code for a protein of 357 amino acids.